Messenger RNA from Ziziphus jujuba (common jujube), 2506 nucleotides. Its product is annotated as F-box protein At2g27310. The coding region runs from base 1256 to 2383 and encodes 375 amino acids. The record is from RefSeq and is a predicted model, not a curated record. Gene Ontology annotation, molecular function: protein binding. The transcript is spliced from 3 exons. NCBI's taxonomy places the organism in Eukaryota, Viridiplantae, Streptophyta, Magnoliopsida, Rosales, Rhamnaceae.
UUAUGUGGUGAAUGGGAAAUGUACUGGACCAUAUUCACCGGAGAGAAACCAAAACACCAUAUCUUGUUGUUUUCUUCCCGUGCACGAAGCAAAGCUUAGCACAGUCCUCGGACAGGGCAUAGCGACCCGUAAACAUUUCGUAAACUCUGUGGAAAGUGACCCGUGAACCUAUCCUUCAUUAAACCCCCUUAGAUCCCGCUCCGUCCUUCUGGGUACCCUUUCCAAUUCUUCUUUUUUUUCUUUGUUUCCAUCUUCGGAAACCUCGAAAAAGUCAAAGCCUUUUCUCUCUUCUCCAGCUCCACACUCUAAAUCUUUCGUCCCUGCUCAUGGUUUAAAGCUAGUCUCUUGAGGUUGGGAACAUUGCUCUUCGAUUCCUUCUUCGUGCAAUUGUAUUUUCCAUGUGAUAAAUUUAUCAACCAUAAGUGAUAGUGGGAAGGAAAGAACCAGAACUGUUCAAUUUCCCCUAAAUUCCAACCUUUCUCUCGUUUAUAUAUUGAAUACUUUCCUCUAAUGUGUUAAUUCGUGGGUCAAUCUUUGGGUAACUAGCUGAAAGAGGAUUUUUAGGUUUGGGCUUGACGAAUGAGGAUUUUUAGGUUUGGGCUUGACGAAUUAUCUAUCUUCUUUUGGGAUGUAAAUGUUUGUGAUGUACGUUUAUACUCGUUGAGUGUGCUUGCUCUCUAUUUUUCACAUAUUUAUUUCAGCAUAUGUUUGUUAGAAUUGGUGUAUAUUCAAGGUAGGUUUCUUUCUUAACGUUUUUAUUGGUUUUAGAACAUCCCAAUUGAGCAAGGUGGUGAGCCUGCACGUUUAGUGACAUUCAUGAAAAAUGAUAGUUUCCUCGGAGAUAUGCUGACUUUGAGGUUAACCUCACCAUAUUCUUUUUCUAGUCUAUUUAUAUGCAGCUUAAUUUAAUAGUAAAUUUUCUUUUCCUAGCAUGGCUUAUUUCAGAGUUGCAGUCUCCAUGUAGACUUCCAACAGUUUAAAAUUGCAUCUCUUUCAGUAGAGAAGAGAUGAUAAUAAGAUGAUAUAGAUGGGUUUUUAAUCUUUAGAAGGUUAAGCUGGUUUAGCUGAUAUCAUCAGUUUUUGAGUCUAGUCCAAUUAGCCUUUUGCCCAACUCUGUUUUUUCUUGUGAGUUCCAAUUAAGUUUGAGAACUUAGGUUGGUGACUAUGUUGCGAAUCUAUUAUAAUUCAUUCAAUCUUGCAUCAAAACUAAAGCCGAAGUGCUGUUGGAUAAUUUUUUGCUUUGUUGGAGAGACUCAUGACAACAUCAGUUGCAUCGGUUGAGGGUAUGGCAACAUUGAGCACUGAUCUUUUCUAUGAUAUUUUGAGGCGUCUUGAUGGACCGACAUUGGCUAGUGCUGCAUGUGCUUGUGCAGCAUUCUCUUCCAUCUCAAAAGAAGAGAUGUUAUGGGAAAAUGUAUGUUCAUCUAUGUGGCCUUCAACCAAUAGGGACGACGUCAAAAGUUUAAUUUCAUCUAUUGGUGGGUUUAGAAAGUUCUAUGCAGAUUGUUUUCCCCUUAUUGUAAACAAGGAAGUUUCUGAAUAUCAAUGGAAUAACUAUCGGGAGUAUCCUGAAGAAUGGACUGAGGCUGAAUACUAUGGUGACACAGAGGAGUUUGAAAGUAUAUCACCAUCGGAUUUUGUUUCUAUUGUCGAUAUCAGGUAUAAAGAUAAAACAAUCUGCUCCAAAGUUCUUUGGGGAAUUCCAAAUGCAAAUGGCUUCAAUGGAUGGUUUUACAACUGCCCAUUUCGGAUUGAUCUUCUCACUUAUGCAGCUAGAGAUGAUGAUGAUGAUGGUGAAGUUAUCCUUUCAGUAUCUGAUGGUUUGCCACCAAUUGCAAGCAUGGAGAGAGAAAGGAAAGAUGGGAAGUUAUGGCAGGAGCUCCGUGAUGGACUUUGCCUUAGUUGGAUUGUUGUAAACAGAAAAAUAAAGCAAGCUGCUAAUCUCGCUAGCUGGAGCCCUCUUGGUGGGCAGAGACAUUGGCCUACAGACAGAGAUUUUGUGAUUCGCUUUGGAUCUAUUCUUCCUGCCAGAGACAUCCUUCCAUGUCAGGUAGUAGAAUGCAUUCUCAGUAUGAAGUUCAGAGUGAUUCACACAGAAGGAGAGGGUGUCCAGACAACUCUUAAGCUAACGGAGCUAAGCAUGCAGUUGGAAGACAUGGAAGGUUCUCAUGUUAAUGGAAGAAACAGUUUGCUUAUUCUUAAGGAGGCACUAAGCUGCCAUCGGAGCAAAAACUACAGCGAAGUGCUCGAAUCCUGUCAUUUGUACUCAAAGGUGCAGACCGAGUUAAAAGAGGAGAAGAUGAGAAAUGAAAGCCGGUUAGACAGACUCUGUAUCUUAAGUGGAAUUGCUGCAUUCAUAACGUUUUGUUACUAUGUUUUGUGAAAGUGUCUCUAUUUCAGUUUAACACUGCUUAAACAGAGCUAGCAAACUUUCCAUGUUUGUGCUCUUCCAAUGUAAAAUUCAGUUUUGUUUUAACUAAUAAAUUUUGUUUUUUUUCCUUUUUAA